Molecule: messenger RNA, 1566 nt
Organism: Pleurotus ostreatus (oyster mushroom)
Lineage: Eukaryota; Fungi; Basidiomycota; Agaricomycetes; Agaricales; Pleurotaceae
Exons: 11
Coding region: 1-1566 (521 amino acids)
Source: RefSeq, a predicted model, not a curated record
AUGUCCGAGUCUUCUGAAUGGCUGAAUGGACAUGGUCAACAAGAGAGUGUGGCUACGCUCGUGGACGCCGGUCCCGCUGAGCAGGUCAGGGAAUCCAAAGCCCAACUGCCACCGUUGUCUCCGUCGUCUCCCAUCAUUGUGGAAGGGGACCCGUUAGUGAUCCCUCCGGAACACCCGUUUCGCACAUUGGUUCUUUGGAAAUUCGAUGGAGAUAACUCGAACAUUGUCCAGCUCUUCACUCUGCUGAAGAAGGAUGAUAGGGAUGUGCAAAUGGUGUACUACCAGGCGGGAAUUGGCACAUACACAUCGCCCAAUAUUGCGACGCCCCUCAUGGCAAAGGUGUCUAAGACUCUGGACGAGAUGAUUGCGUGGAAUCUGGGUAGACAUGUCAUGGAUGGAUACGAGUUCUUGAUGCAGAACUACAAGGCAGGCGAUCGUAUCUGUAUCUUCGGAUUCUCCCGUGGUGCCUACACCGCCAGAGCCCUCGCAGGAAUGAUUCACAAGGUGGGGUUGCUUCCGGCAUGCAAUCAUCAACAGGUCCCCUUUGCGUACAAAAUGUUCAAACGAGCGGAUGAGACGGGCUGGAAGCAAUCCAAUGCUUUCAAGAAAGCCUUCUCAGUCGAUGUCGACAUCGAAUUCAUCGGUGUUUGGGACACUGUGAGCUCGGUCGGCCUGAUCCCGCGAAAGCUACCAUUCACCACCUCCAACACCAUUGUCCGCACGUUCCGGCAUGCGAUCGCAUUGGACGAGCGCCGAGCGAAAUUCAAAGCCAACCACUGGAAUCGCCCAAAUACCAAGGAACAAACGCUCAGCAUAUCUGACCACCACCGCAAGGCGCACAAGAACCAUCCCCAUGCUACUGACCCACGUCUGAAGGCGCUUGAAAGGAAAUAUACGAAGGACCACAGCAAGCAAACAGAUAUCGAGGAGGUGUGGUUUGCCGGCUGCCAUUGCGACGUCGGCGGUGGGUCGGUGCCUAACGAGACGCAGCACUCGCUCGCUCGUAUUCCUUUGCGCUGGAUGAUUCGCGAGUGCUUCAAGACCAACACCGGGAUCAUGUUCGACUGCGAGGGCCUGCAGGCCCUUGGCCUUGACCCGGGGGCAUUGUUCCCAGAAGUCCUUCCACGUCCCCCGAUGGCGACAGACUUCGGCACGCUGCGCAUCCAGGACAUCCCCAAAUCCAUCUCCGGGCCCCCCGACGACACCCAGCUGCCCAACUUCGCGGAUGCGGGCGACUUCUCUGCGCUGUACAAGUCGGAGGAAGAUCACGAUCUGCUCGACCUGCUGUCGCCCGUGUACGACCAGCUUUCGCUUGCGCCAUACUGGUGGGUGCUUGAGGUCUGGCCGGUCAAGCAGCGGUACCAGAAGUCAGAUAACUCGUGGGCGUCGUAUUUGGGGUUCAAUAUGGGCGCAGGGAGGAUCGUUCCGAAGCAAAAGCGCGGGGUCAAGGUGCACCGGAGUGUGAAGGUGAGAAUGGAGGCAUUGCACUCGAACGGUACCCCUUAUAUCCCGCGAGCAUCGUUUGAGAAAGCGCUCGCAGCUGGAAAGGUUGAAUGGGUUGAUUGA